Molecule: messenger RNA, 1104 nt
Organism: Hydractinia symbiolongicarpus
Lineage: Eukaryota; Metazoa; Cnidaria; Hydrozoa; Anthoathecata; Hydractiniidae
Product: UBX domain-containing protein 1-A-like
Exons: 12
Coding region: 68-1054 (328 amino acids)
Molecular function (GO): protein binding
Source: RefSeq, a predicted model, not a curated record
GGCAGAAAUUAAUUCUCUCAAGUUAUUUUUUUACAUUAUUGACUUUUUAUUUUUAUAGAAUAAAAUAAUGAAUUCUCUUGAUAAUCAUCUAGAUAUAAAUGCUUUAGUUGAAAUGGGAUUCUCAAAGGAACGAGUGGAACAGGCUUUAAAUGCUACAAAUAACAAGGGAAUUCAGCCAGCUAUUGAAUGGUUGUUUAGUCAUCCUGUUGCUGAUAAAGAUAGUGGGCAAGUACUAGGAAGUGGAAGCUCUGAUACACCAGAGAAAACUGGCUCCAAUGUGGAUCCAGAAACUACUGAUAAACCUACAGCAGCCGGAACAGGUACAGGCGAUGCUUCUCAGUUAGCACUAUCACUAGUUUGUGAGGACUGUGGUAAACAGUUAAGAAGCGAAACUGAUGUUCAGACACACGCAGCAAGAACUGGUCACCAAAAUUUUGCUGAGUCAUCUGCAGCAAUCAAACCACUAACAGAGGAAGAAAAAGUGGCUCAACGCCAAAGAUUACAAGAAAAGUUGCAAGAAAAACGAAAUUUACGCAUAGAAGAAGAGAAACAGCAAGCGAAGAUGCGUGAAAAAACAAGAAGAAAAACUGGUCAAGAAAUAUCAAAAGCAAAAGAAGAGCAUGCACAACUAGAAAUGAAAAGGCUAGCUGAAGAGAGAAGAAAAGAAAAAUUAGAAGAAAAAAGGCUUAGACAAAAAUUAAAAGAGCAGAUUGCAAAAGAUAGAGCUGACUUUAAAGCCAAAUCACAAACUACACCAAGUCCUGUGAAAACAGCUGAACCUGCUCCUCAAGUUCAUAUUGCAAAGAAAGAGUAUGACACUUGUAGGAUACAGUUUCGUCUUACAAAUGGUUCGUCACUCAAUGCUAACUUUAAAACCGACAGCACUCUCAAUGACGUCCGGCAGCAUAUAUCUGAUAACAGAAAUGACGACAAUCUUCCAUCCUCGCUGUCGACGACGUUUCCCAGGAGAACAUUUACUGAGUCGGAUAUGUCAAAAACUGUGAAAGAAUUAGGGUUGGUUCCUUCUGCUGUUUUAGUCCUAGGCAAAAUGUAAAUAUCUAAUUUUUAUAAUAUUCUUGUUGUGAAAUAUAUCAUCUUUCUGUA